Polyodon spathula (Mississippi paddlefish) is the source of this 693-nucleotide messenger RNA. RefSeq names its product rho-related GTP-binding protein RhoA-C. The record is from RefSeq and is a predicted model, not a curated record. Gene Ontology annotation, molecular function: GTPase activity; GTP binding. Lineage: Eukaryota; Metazoa; Chordata; Actinopteri; Acipenseriformes; Polyodontidae. The transcript has 5 exons. Gene Ontology annotation, biological process: small GTPase-mediated signal transduction. Bases 110 to 691 code for a protein of 193 amino acids.
CGGUGGGGGGGAGGUAUUGGCGUGGCAACUGAGCAGGGGGUGUGGCUUCAGAGUCGGACAGGAAAAGAAAAAGGAAGAGAAGAUUCUGACAGCGAGAAAAUAAAACGACAUGGCUGCAAUUCGUAAGAAGCUGGUAAUCGUAGGGGAUGGCGCUUGUGGAAAGACAUGCCUGCUGAUUGUGUUCAGUAAAGACCAGUUCCCAGAGGUGUACGUGCCCACUGUCUUUGAGAACUACGUGGCAGAUAUUGAAGUGGACAGCAAGCAGGUGGAGUUGGCCCUGUGGGACACAGCUGGGCAAGAAGAUUACGAUCGCCUCAGACCGCUCUCCUACCCUGACACCGACGUCAUCCUCAUGUGCUUCUCCAUCGACAGCCCCGACAGCUUAGAGAACAUCCCUGAGAAGUGGACCCCUGAGGUGAAGCACUUCUGCCCCAACGUGCCCAUCAUCCUGGUUGGGAACAAGAAGGACCUGCGCAACGAUGAGCACACAAGGCGAGAGCUCGCCAAGAUGAAGCAGGAGCCGGUGAAGCCCGAGGAAGGCCGGGACAUGGCUAACAGGAUCAACGCGUAUGGUUACCUGGAGUGUUCUGCCAAGACGAAGGACGGGGUGAGGGAGGUGUUUGAGAUGGCCACGCGCGCUGCACUGCAGGCCAAGAAGAGCCGAAGGAAGAACGGCUGCCUCUUACUAUAGAA